AUGGCCAGGGGGGCGCAGGACAGCCGCCGCCGCCACAGCAGCAGGGGAAGCAGUCUUCGUGGGCCAGCGAGUGCUGGCGAGACAGCGGCGCCGCCGACGAAGGAAUGGCACGUGGAGCCGCGCGCACGCCGUUCCCCUGCGACAGGGCAUCUAGGAGAUUCGGGAGUCGCGCGCUGGCCGGGAGGAGCGCCACGAGGAACGAGAAGGAGCGGACGGGAGGACGAGGAGGGGAGAGGGAGCGCGGAGAGCGUGAAGGAGGAGAAGCCGCGCGUGCUGGAGGCGCUGAAUGGGGCGUUAAGUCAAUUGUUC
Closterium sp. Naga37s-1 is the source of this 309-nucleotide messenger RNA. Lineage: Eukaryota; Viridiplantae; Streptophyta; Zygnematophyceae; Desmidiales; Closteriaceae. The record is from the annotation of a GenBank genome assembly.